Haliotis rufescens (red abalone) is the source of this 1746-nucleotide messenger RNA. RefSeq names its product nematocin receptor 2-like. Lineage: Eukaryota; Metazoa; Mollusca; Gastropoda; Lepetellida; Haliotidae. Gene Ontology annotation, cellular component: membrane. Gene Ontology annotation, biological process: G protein-coupled receptor signaling pathway. The record is from RefSeq and is a predicted model, not a curated record. The transcript is spliced from 2 exons. Bases 193 to 1704 code for a protein of 503 amino acids. Gene Ontology annotation, molecular function: G protein-coupled receptor activity.
AGAAUACUAUGGAGCUAAAUACUAAUUUUGGAAUGAAGAGUGUGUGUUUGUUUUAAAAAGAUAUCAAUGCAUGAAGUCAAAGCUUUGAUAUUGCAAUGGGGUGAUAAAUUUAUUAAUCAAUCCAUCUUAAUUAUUUUUUAAGGAAUCGGGUCAUUUUCAAGAAUAAAGUUGAAUAGUCUUUGAUUCUAUUACAUGGGAUUCCGGGUGAGACAUUAUUCCCAGCAUGCUAUGCUUUUCGGAUUUUGUAUGAAUUUUGUAAAGAGAUUAGAUCAUUUUUCAUCUAGGGUUGCAAAACCAGGUAUAUUUUUAAUAACUUUGAGCCUGAAUAAUAUCUUUAAAGAGACACCUGCUACAAUGUAUUUUUUGGUGGCGACAAAUCUUUAUUUUCAAUUAUGUCUGAAGCAUAAUUAUUUUUUAAGACUUUUCUGGGGCAAUUUGUUUUCUUUCGAUAAAAUCGGGUGGUCAGACUCGGUGACUUGGUGGAUGGAGCUGCAUCGUACCCCUAUGAAAUGGAUCGUUGCUCAUGGUAUCAAUCACUGGGUUUUUUCUGGUCAAGAUGCGAUAAUUUACAGGCCGUCGUGCUUUAUCAACAUUUUCAAGGCAUCGUCUCUGAAUACCAUCAUGACGGCAUUCAACAUCAGCCAACCAAAUGAUUCAGUAUCAAAGGAGGACCUCUUGUGGGAGGAAAACGAAAACAUGGCAAAGACUCUAAUCCCUGCCAUGGCAUUUGUAGGAUUUAUAAUGGUGACUGGAUUCUUUGGGAACAUUUUAGUGUGCUACAUAUUCACAAAAAAGAUCCCUUUGUCUGUCAAUACGUUUCUUCUCGUCUUCCUCGCGGCACUGGACUUGGUGAACUGCACAUUGGCCAUGCCCUUCGAAAUCAUGGACAUGCGCUAUUUUUACCUUUUUGAGAGUGAAGUAACAUGUAAAAUAUUUCGCUUUAUUGUAGCAUUUCCCAACAUCGACUCAGCCUUUGUGUUGCUGAUCAUUACAAUAGACAGAUACAAACGGGUGUGUAAGCCCAUGUCAAAUCAAAUGACAUUUAGGGACUCCAGGAAGUAUGUUACCAUAGCAACUGCUGCUGCAAUCUUUUUUUCUUUACCAGCUGUGUUAAUAUAUGGAAAACGAACAGUGAAAACAAGUAUAGAUGGACUGUAUGGACACGAUUGUACAACAAGUGACAAUAUGAAGGGUUCAAUAUUCCCCUUUAUUUACCAGAUAUUUGGAGGAAGUGUCAUGUUACUUAUAUCUGUGGCUAUAUGCUAUAUGUAUAUCCACGUUUGGAGAGAAAUACGGAAACAUAAAAAGAACACCUGUAACAACACACAAUUUGUUCUCCAUGAAAAUUCAAAGAGAGGAAAUAUUUCAAGCACCAAUUCCGAUUUUCAAGAUGAAGAAGUACCAGAUGUAGGAAACCCAAAGCACAAAUCAAUCCGGGGUAAACGCAUAACCGUCAUUGCUUUUACGGUGACCUUUGCCUUCAUACUGAGUUAUCUCCCCUUUGCUGUAAUCAUGGCGGUGCGCAGUUUUCUACCUUUGACAUUUCAUCCUAAUGGGGUAUGGUUUGUGACGUACAACAUCCUAAUUCGGUCGUACUUCAUCAGUUCAGCGAUUAACCCUUCGGUGUUCGGAUUCAUGAGCCUAAGGUUUCGACAAGAGUGUUUUAAUGUCGGUAUUUUCAAAUGUUUUUGGAAAAGACGAUAGUGUUACGUUUAAUGCCUUACAAUAAAUUUCUGGAAGACCAUA